GGAGGAGGAGGAGGAGGAGGAGGGAGCUCACAGCGGCAGGUUUCAGCUUUCAGCGCAUACCACACUAAUAGCACCCAAGUACACUAAAACACGGGCUAAACGGCCGACCGGGACCUAAGUGGACUACAUAUGAAACUUAAGCGGACCUCUUCGGGUUUUUCCGGCGGCUCUCGCGUGAGCGGAUCGUGAGGAUUUUUGCCUUGUGGACGUGGGAAUGCUCCAUCCUGUUUUCCGCGGUAUGUGGACCGGGGAGCGACCAUGCUAUUAGGGAGGUGAUACAGGGUGAAGCUGGCCGGUCUGCUCCAGCUCCGAGAGCAUCGAGGAGACGGAUAGAGAGAGAUCCACUUCCUGGAACGGAGCCUCCGACCCGCUGACAAGCAGAACCGGAAUGAUAUCUUGAUCCUUUUUCCUGAAAGUAACAGCGUUGGAGAUGAGUGAGGGGGUAUAAUGGCCAAGAACAAGGAUGCACGCCCCCCAUCGUUUGCCGUCAGCGUGGUUGGCCUCUCGGGGACAGAAAAAGAGAAGGGCAACUGCGGUGUGGGCAAGUCCUGCCUGUGUAACCGCUAUGUGCGCCCUAACGCGGACAGUUACCACUCCGAGCACACCUCAGUGCUCAGCACAAUAGACUUUGGGGGGCGUGUUGUCAACAAUGACCACUUUCUGUACUGGGGGGAGGUGUCCCAUCGAGUGGACGAGGGUUUGGAGUACAAAAUCCACAUCAUUGAGCAAACGGAGUUCAUAGAUGACCAGACGUUUCUUCCACAUCGGAGUACAAACCUGCAGCCGUACACCAAACGAGCCGCAGCAACAAAGCUUCAGUCGGCAGAGAAGCUGAUGUACAUCUGCACUGACCAGCUGGGCCUGGAACAGGACUUUGACCAGAAGCAGAUGCCUGAUGGGAAACUGAACAUCGAUGGCUUUGUCCUCUGUGUUGACGUCAGCAAGGGCUGCAAUCGGAAGUUUGAUGACCAAAUGAAGUUUGUUAACAGCCUCUACUCUCAGAUUGUAAAGUCAAAGAAACCCAUUGUUGUCGCUGCCACUAAAUGUGACGAGUGUGUGGACCAGCAUCUGAGGGACCUGCAGGCUUUUGUUGCCAACAAGAAGAAUGUAAUGCUCAUUGAAACGUCAGCCCGAUGCAAUGUCAACAUAGAGCUCUGUUUCAGUGCACUUACUCAGCAGCUUGAUAAAACUAGAGGAAAGCCAAAAACUGUGCCAUACUUGGAGGCCUACAAGGUCCAGCGACAGUUAGUGGCCUCAGUAACAGACAAAUUUGAAAAGAUGAUAACAAACACAGUGAGAGAUUAUCACGCCACCUGGAAAACUGUGACAAGUCUUCUGAAAGGGCAAAUAGACUAUCAGGAGUUCAUCACCUUGGAGGGCUCCAGGAAAGCACACAACAUGUUCACAAAGCACAUUGCACAACUGAGGCAGGAACACAUUAGAAAGAGGAGGGAGGAAUACCUGACAACACUGCCAAAAACCCUCAACAACCUCUUCAAUAACCUGGAAGAGGUUGAACAACUCUCGUGGCACGAGGCGCAGAGCGUAAUCCGCAACCGCUCUGACUUCCAGUGCUGGUUCGUCUUACUGGAGCAGACUCCGUGGGAUGAGACGGACCACGUUGACAGCAGCGACCGCCGGAUACCCUUUGACCUCCUCAACACAUUUGAUGCAGAGAGGAUUUACCAUAACCAUGUCCAGCACCUAGUGUCUGAGAAAAGACGGAUGGAUAUGAACGAACGGUUCAAAAAGACACUAGAAAGGGUUCACUUCAUCACCCCCGGACAGGCUUGGGAGGAAGUCAUGUGCUUUGUCAUGGAGGAUGAGGCAUACAAGUACAUCACAGAAUCAGAUAGGAGAGAUAUUUACUGUCGACACCAACAGGAAAUAGUUGAAAGGGCCAAAGAGGAUUUUCAGGAAAUGCUUUUCGAGCACGCUGAGCUGUUUUACGAUUUGGACCUGAAUGCAACCCCGAGCUGCGACAAGAUGACAGAAAUUCAUAGUGUGCUGAGUGAGGAGCCCAGAUACAGAGCCCUGCAGAAGUUGGCCCCAGACAGAGAGUCUCUUCUUCUCAAACACAUUGGGUUCGUGUACCACCCCACAAAGGAGACAUGCCUGAGUGGGCAGAACUGUGUAGACAUUAAAGUGGAGCAGGUUUUGAUGAACAGGCUGGUGCAGCUCGACCACGGGCGCUCAAAUUUCUACUACAGCAGCGCCAGCAUUGACAAGAUUAACCUCUGCCUCCUGGGUAAAGAGGGUCUGUCCCAGGAACUGGCCAAUGAGAUCAGGGCUCAGUCCACAGAUGACGAAUACACCCUUGACGGCAAAAUUUACGAACUGGAGCUGCUUUCUGUGGACGUCAACUCCACGCUGCUUUUCAGCCAUACGUGGUUAGCUACUUUUAAACCACACGGCUGUUUUUGCGUCUUUAACUCCAUUGAGUCGCUAAACUCCAUUGGAGAUUGCAUAGGCCGAAUCAGAGCCGAGCUAAUGCAGAGUCGAAGAGAGAAAUUUGCUCCUCCUCUGACUUUUAUCCUCAUUCUCGCCAAUCAGAGGGACAGUGUUUGCAAAAACAUACCUAUUCUUAGGCACCAGGGUCAACAGCUGGCCAACAAGCUGCAGUGCACCUUUGUUGACAUCCCUUCUGGAGCGUUCCCUCGGAAAUUCACUGAAUUCCAAAUCAAGCAGGGUCUGAGAGCGGUGUUGGAGGGGCUCAAACAUAAUGUUGACGUCUUUGCUCCACUGCCCUGUAUAAAAGACAUGGCAGAAACAGACCUCAGGAUAGUCAUGUGCGCCAUGUGCUGGGAUCCCUUCAGCGUUGAUCUUAUCCUUUCACCUUUCCUCGACUCUCACUGCUGCAGUGCAGGUCCGCCAGGUCAGAGCAACACCCUGAUACUGGACAAGAUCAUUGGAGACAGUCGGAGGAGGAUCCAAGUCACUGUGCUCUCCUACCACUCUGCUAUAGGGGUCCGUAAAGACGAGCUGGUUCAUGGCUACAUUCUGGUUUACUCUGCCAAACGGAAAGCCUCCAUGGCAACUCUGCGGGCCUUCCUGGCUGAAGUCCACGAUGUGAUCCCUGUCCAGAUGGUGGCAAUUACAGACAGCCAGGCAGAUUUUUUUGAGAACGAUUCCAUCAAAGAGCUGAUGACAGAGGGGGAGCACAUUGCCACAGAGAUCACCGCCAAGUUUACAGCCCUUUACUCGCUGUCCCACUAUCACCGGCAGACAGAGGUGUUCACGCCCUUCUUUAACGAAGUACUGGAGAAGAAACUGAGCAUAGAGAGUUCAUUUCUGUUUGACAAUUCAUCACGGGAGUGCACCACUGGAGCCAGCGAGGAGGUCUUCCCCACAUCACCACACAGCCGCUCCCCCGCUUACAACAGUUACUACCCAGAAUCAGACGAAGACAAUGAGGCCCCCCCGCCUUACAGUCCAAUCGGUGAUGAUGUUCAGCUUCUCCCUACGCCCAGCGAUAGAGCCAAGUACCGAAUUGACCUAGAAGGGAAUGAAUACCAAGUUCACAGCACACCAGUUGGAGACUAUGAACGUAACCACAAAGUGCCUCCACCUGUUCGGCCCAAACCAGUUCUCCCUAAGCCUAGUGUGAAGAAGUUGGACCCAAACUUGCUGAAAACCAUUGAGGCUGGCAUGCGGAGCAACCGCAGGCCACAGCGUGGUCCAGUCACGCACACCGAGGAUGUGGAAGCAUCAGACAACUAUGCAGAUCCUGUGGAUACCCUGCUGAAGUCCAGAGGAAUCCACAGUGACGACAUUUAUGCAGUGCCUGAGGAUGCACACAGCCGUCUGGUCAAAAUUAAACACUCCUUUGGGCUGCAUGGCCUCCAGGGAGAGGAAGAGAAUGGAUUUGAUCGGAGGUCUCAGGCUGGCAGGAAGCCAUCCAAAUACAAGCAUCGUUCUAAAAUUCUGUUCAGUAAGACAAAGGCCUACCAAAGUAGAUUCCAGUCGGACAGCGAUGGGGAGGAGUCGUGUCCUGCCAGUCAGAAAAAGAAAAAGGGAAGAACCCACAGAGGCAGUGAAGAAGACCCGUUACUCUCCCCAGCUGACCCCUGGAAAGGCGGGAUAGACAACCCUGCCAUCACCUCUGACCCUGAACAAGAGGAGAAGAAGAUGAAAAAGAAGAAGGCCCCUAAGACACCAAAGGAGCAGAAAAAGCACAAAUCGUCCAAACCCCCUAAGCCUCUGUACCCACCCACCCGGAGAACAUGGGAAAGUAACUACUUUGGUGUUCCGCUGCAGAAUGUGGUGACCCCGGAGCAUCCCAUCCCUCUCUUCAUUGAGAAAUGUGUGGACUAUAUUGAACGCACGGGUCUGACCACUGAGGGUUUGUACCGAGUCAGCGGGAACAAAACAGACCAGGACAACAUUCAGAAACAGUUCGAUCAAGACCACCACAUCGACUUCGUGGCCAUGGACGUGGCUGUGAAUGCUGUUGCUGGAGCUCUGAAGGCCUUCUUCGCUGACCUGCCCGACCCGCUCAUCCCCUACCGCCUGCACCCUGAGCUGGUGGAGGCCGCAAAAAUGAUGGACUACACCGAGCGUCUUCAGGAGUUACAAGAGAUCGUGAAGAAGUUUCCUCCUGUCAACUACCAGGUCUUCAAGUACAUCAUCACACACCUGAACAGGGUGAACCAGCACAGCAAGACCACCCUGAUGACGGCGGAGAACCUGUCCAUCUGUUUCUGGCCCACGCUGAUGCGGCCCGACUUUGAGAACAAGGACACGCUGUCCACCACCAAGCUGAACCAGUCCGUCAUCGAGACCUUCAUCCUGCAGAGCGACUUCUUCUUCCACGGUGGCGAGAUGGCGGAGAGCUCCAGCAGCGAGGGCACGCCGCCGCCACGCUGCCACAACAUGGUGGAGGCGCUGCUGCCGCUGCAGCUUCCCCCGCCGCUGCAGCCGCAGCAGAUUCAACACGCCCUGCCUCCCGACCCGCUCAUGUGAAGCUCAAGAGCCCCCCCGGAGCUACACCUCAACUUCCAGCUCCUGAACAGUCGCCAUGAGGGCUGGAUGGGCUGUCCGGCCCAGAAACACCCUAACUUUCGUCCGCUCCUGAGCGCCCUCUAGAGGAACUGUUUAAUCUGCCAGGCAAUCCUGGAUUACAGGAUUACAUUUGCACGCCACAUUUUGGAUCCCAUGUUUGGGUCUUCAACACUAACCAUGCAGCAGGGUCCCCUGAGGGGCCCCCACCAUCACUCCCCGUUCUCCUCCAGAGGAAAGGGAGAUGUCCGAAGCGCUGGGGUGGUCUUUGUAGAGACUUCCUGCUGUGGCUGUCUUCGUGAAAACCUCCUUCUGAAGCGGUCUUCACAGAGACCUCCUGCUGCAACAGUCUUCGUGAAGACCUCCUGCUGCUGCGGUCUUUGUGAAGACCUCGUCCUGCGGUGGUCUUCAUGCAGACUUCCUGCUGUGGUGGUCUUCAUGCAGACCUACUGGGGCGGUGGUGGUCCUUCAUGCAGACUUCCUGCUGCGGUGGUCUUAUUGCAGACUUCCUGCUGUGGGGGUCUUCAUGCAGACCUCCUGGGGUGGUGGUCUUCAUGCAGACUUCCUGGGGCGGUGGUCUUCAUGCAGACUUCCUAGUGCUGUGGUCUUCAUGCAGACUUCCUAGUGCUGUGGUCUUCAUGCAGACUUCCUGCAGUGGUGGUCUUCAUGCAGACUUCCUGGGGUGGUGGUCUUCGUAGAGACGUCUUGAGUCUUCCUGCAGAUGAAAGCACAGGAAUCCUGUUUGGACCCGAGCUCGGAUCAGAUCUGGGAAAUGAGGGAAUCUGAGGACAGUCGUGGGUUGAACUGUGCUUGAACACUAAAUGACCUUUGCCACUACAUGACCUCGAACAGUGAAAGGACUGCACGUGCACACUCGGCUCACACGUGCACACUGGGGUCACAGGUCCUCAUGCCAAUUUCACCUCUGUUUAAGUUUCAUCACCACUUUCUUUUUGAUAUAUAUUUUUUGUAAUGUGAUUUCUAACCAGCUGGUGUGCGUGUGCAUGCGUGUAGAUGUGUGUGUGUGUGUGCGUGUGUGUGCGUGUGUGUGUGUCUGUGGGAGCUGACCUGUGGUGUUUAUCACAGCCUUCUCUGCAGAGGGGGGGUCGGGGGUCCAGAAGGGAAAACUAAACUACGGAGGAUUUCCAGACUCACCUUUCUCCCAGAGAAUCAGGCAAAAACAGAUUUUUGUCCCCCCCCACCCCCCAUCCAUGAGCAAGGAGAACGUGACUUUAUAGUGGGGGGGAGGUGCUCCUCCAUCAUGGAGUCUGAAGCCACUUCCUGCUUUUCCACUUUCACUUCCUGUUUUCUGUUGUUUGUUGAUAAAAGUGCAUGUUCCUGUUUUUGCCGCCUAGUGGAGAAAUAACUUUAUAGAAAAUAAAACUCUAGGGGGGGUGGGGGGGUAUUUUCACAGCUGUUUUCAUCGUGAGAGAAAUCAACUCUUGCUAUCAUAUUUUCUGUUACCUGUUGAAUAGUUUUCCCUAAAUAGAGAAAAAGUAUAUAUAAGAAAAUAUAUAUAAAUGAGAAUAUCACUUUAUCAUCAGUAGAAGUAUUGAUUUAGGUAACUGAUGGGGAGGGGGGGGGGGUACUGUGGUUCCCAUGUAGACAUCAUUUUUCUGAAUGUGUGUGUGUGGGGGGGUGCUCAGAGCUCAUCUGUGUUUGAUGAGGUUUCCUCCCUCCAUGAAUCUCAUGGUUUCUGUCCAUCUGGAUGAAGAUCUGCACCUCCUUUCAGGAAAACGUCGUCCUGGGUCGUCCUUUGUGGUACUGAACAUUUCAUAGUGAAAACGCGUCCAUCCACCAAAAUACGAAUGCAAAAUUCUGACCAAGCUGCAGACGAUUUUCCGUCUUUCAUAUGGUUUCAGAGUUUGUCCAUCCUCAUCUUCAAAAAGUGUUUGUAGUUCCUUCUUCCUCCUGCUUUUGUGUUGUGUCUCCGGCUGUCAGGGGCAGUUUCUUUGAUCCAGAUGGACAGAAACGUUUUGGUAAAAAAGUCAGAAAACGUUUUUGAAGGAGGUGAUAAAGGUACUGAACUAAAGUCUAACACAUUAAAACACUCGUUCCUGUGCGGAAGCUUCCCUCGCCGUCAGGUUUCCUCCAGAAGCUCUGACCUUUUCCGGAUCACGCAGAUCUCUGCAGCGACUUCUCACCUUUCGUUUGUCAUUAACCCCUGACGUCUGUCAGUCCUUUUUGAUGAUCCAGAAUGAUCUACGGUGUGUGAAUGUGAGGCAGCAUGAGUUCCUUUGUAUAGUUUUCUGUUUCAGUUUGACGUGAGGCGGUCGGGUACUGUGAGGUUCACCCUCUUCUUCACCUAAAGGAAGCAGGUAGCCGUUCAGCUGCUUCUGAUGCAGGAACGUUCACAAAGGAUUUCCUUCAGACAAAGUAGAGAAAGUCACACAGGAACUGUUCAAUAGGUUGUGUUGAGAUGUGAGAAGAGGAGGUGAAGGUAACUAGACUGUUAACUGUGGGAGCUGAGGCUGCAGGUGAUGAAGAGGGAACAUCUUCCUCACUGUGGUCAGAGUUGAGCAGCUGCUGAUCCGGAUUGUAGUCCUCCAUCCGUCAGUCGGCUGCAGUUUCCUGCUGUGUGGAUCUGCUCCCAUCAGGCUCUCCAGUGUACAAACCAACUGACUUUUAACAUCAGCUCUGUACUAUAGUAAAUACAAAUGAUUUUCUGAAAUAAAAACAGCCUCUAUAACAACCUC
Messenger RNA from Oryzias melastigma (Indian medaka), 7694 nucleotides. It is a transcript of the gene arhgap5, whose product is annotated as Rho GTPase activating protein 5. NCBI's taxonomy places the organism in Eukaryota, Metazoa, Chordata, Actinopteri, Beloniformes, Adrianichthyidae. Gene Ontology annotation, biological process: signal transduction. The record is from RefSeq and is a predicted model, not a curated record. Bases 448 to 4962 code for a protein of 1504 amino acids. The transcript is spliced from 7 exons.